Messenger RNA from Octodon degus (degu), 2136 nucleotides. RefSeq names its product interleukin 31 receptor A (gene Il31ra). Bases 1 to 2136 code for a protein of 711 amino acids. NCBI's taxonomy places the organism in Eukaryota, Metazoa, Chordata, Mammalia, Rodentia, Octodontidae. Gene Ontology annotation, molecular function: cytokine binding; cytokine receptor activity. The record is from RefSeq and is a predicted model, not a curated record. The transcript has 13 exons. Gene Ontology annotation, cellular component: signaling receptor complex; external side of plasma membrane. Gene Ontology annotation, biological process: cytokine-mediated signaling pathway.
AUGCUAGAAGUAUAUAUUGUGUACAACAUUGUGUUUGUGUGUUUUUUUUUUUUAGCUCUGCCAAUUAAACCUGAGAAUAUUUCAUGUGUCUUAUACAGUCAUAGAACUUUAACUUGUGCUUGGAGUCCAGAAAAGGAAACCAAUUUUACUGAGUACAUUGUUAAUGUAACUUGCCAAUACAGAAGAAAAAGAUACACAUGUACUGCCAACAGUUCUACAGGGGCUUCAUGCUCUUUUUUGCAAGAAAUUAUAACAGCUCCAGAUAAUUGCAGUGUUGAGGUGGAAGCUCAGAAUGCUGAUGGGAAAAUUAAAUCUGACAUUAAGUAUUUGUCAUUAAGUGACAUAGUGAAAACUAUAACACCUGAGAUUUUGAGUGUGAAGCCAGUUUUGGGCAUCAAAAGAAUGCUUCAAAUAGAGUGGACAUCUCAUUCAUUUGAUUUGAAGUAUAUACUGCGAUUCAGGACUGUCAAUAGUACCCGCUGGAUGGAAGUCAACUUCAGUGAUGUCGAGAUCUACAACCUCACAGGGCUGCAGGCUUCUACUGAAUAUGUCCUUGCUCUGCGCUCUAGAACCAACUUGUCCAGAAUCUGGAGUGACUGGAGCCAGGAGAAGACGGGGAUGACUGAGGAUGAAGUUCCACAUCUGCUGGAUCUGUGGCGCAUCCUGAGACCGGUGGAGGAGGAUGGAAGCCGGCCCGUGCGCUUGCUGUGGAAGAAGGCAAAAGGAGCCCCAGCCCUGGAGAAAACACUUGGCUACAACAUACAGUACUUUCCAGAAAACACCACAAAUGUCACAGAGAUGAGGACCACUGAACAGACACUUGAUCUGUGUCUUGGAGGCGAGACCUACAACGUGUCUGUGACUUCUUAUAAUUCCCUUGGGAACUCUAUGGCAGCUACCCUGAGGAUUCCAGACAUUCAUGAGAAGCCGUUCCUGUGUAUUCAGGCUGUGGAGGCCUGCCUUGUUCAGGACCAGCUGGAGGUGAAGUGGCCGUAUUCCUGUCCGGAGGUGGACACAUGGAUCGUCGAAUGGGUCCCAGAUGUAGACUCGGAGUUCUCUGCCUUGUCUUGGGAAUCUGUGUCUCAGGCCAGGCACUGGACAAUCCAGCGAGAUAAAUUAACACCCCUCUUGUGCUACAACAUCUCUGUGUAUCCAGUGUCACAAGGCCGAGUGGGAGUGCCGUAUUCUAUCCAGGCAUAUGCCAAAGAAGGCAUCCCAUCAAAAGGUCCUCUAACCAAGGUAGAAAACAUUGGUGUGAAGACAGUCACCAUCAGAUGGGAAGAGGUUCCUAAGGAAAAGAGAAAUGGUUUCAUCAGCAACUACACCAUAUUCUACCAAGCUGAAGGAGGAGAAGAAUUCUCCGAGACAGUCAACUCUAGCACCCUCCAUUAUGACCUGGGGUCUCUGAUGCGAAAGACCCCUUACACCGUUUGGGUCAUGGCUAGCACCAGAGCUGGGGGGACCAGUGGGCCUAGGAUAAACUUCAAGACACUGUCGAUAAGUCUCUUCGAGAUUCUCCCUAUAACUUGUGUGGCUGGAGGAGGCUUUCUUAUGGUCAUCGUCCUUGCAGUGGUCUCUAAUUUCAAAAAACAAAACAAGCUGGCUCGCCUGUGUUGGCCUGUUGUACCCAACCCUGCAGAAAGCAGUAUAGCCAUGUGGCUUGGAGCAGACUUCAAGGAUAAAGUAAAUCUGAAGGAGAUUGAUGAUUCAGUAAACUUAGAACAAAAAGCCCCAAAGGCAUGUUCUGCUCCUAGUGACCUCAUUGACAAGUUGGUGGUGAAUUUUGGGAAUUUUUUGGAGGAGGCUUCAACAGAGGAAGCUGGAAGAAGUCAGGAAAACAUUUUGGGAGUAGAAAACAAUGAGUACGUGACUGCUCCUUACAGAUCUGACUACCCCCCAGGGGAGAGUCCUGAGGGGUCCCUGCUUCCGACUGAGAUGCCUUCCAGGAAGUCUUCAGGAACGGCAGAGGAGACCCUCUCAGAAGCCAAAGAGGAGCUCCCCGCUUCGGGUCGAAGUUUGGGACCAGACUGUCUCUGUGGGGACGGAGCAGCCAAUCCAUAUUUGAAAAAUUCAGUGACAACCAGGGAGUUUCUUGUGCUUGAAAAACUUCCAGAUCAUACCAAGAGUGAAGUCUAA